Xiphophorus couchianus (Monterrey platyfish) is the source of this 2112-nucleotide messenger RNA. RefSeq names its product polymeric immunoglobulin receptor-like. Lineage: Eukaryota; Metazoa; Chordata; Actinopteri; Cyprinodontiformes; Poeciliidae. Gene Ontology annotation, biological process: cell surface receptor signaling pathway; positive regulation of T cell proliferation; negative regulation of T cell proliferation. Gene Ontology annotation, cellular component: external side of plasma membrane. The transcript has 9 exons. Bases 224 to 1297 code for a protein of 357 amino acids. The record is from RefSeq and is a predicted model, not a curated record.
UUAUUACUUAACAUAUCUUUAUAUUAAUAACAACGCUAUAAACUCUGUAGAGGUUUUGACUAAAAGCUGAAUUGGUCGCCAUGUGUUGAUUUUCGUAAUACGGGCCUAUUUUACGUGACUGCGCUGCUUUUUUCAUGAAGAUUUCGGUGCAAAGAGCAUCAAUGCUGAACUGGACCACCUCCUCUCUCCUGCUGGUUCUGAUUCUGUGUUCUGCUGCUCUGGGAUGAAGAUGAUCUCCAGGAUCCUGCUGCUCCUCAUCCUCAGCUCAUGUCUCUGUGCAGCAACAUUUGUAGUGAAUGUGACACAGAGCAGCUAUCAGGCAGAGGAGAACCACAGCAUCACUCUGGAGUGGACCUUCACCACCAAGACUCAGGGAUCCUGGAGGGAACUGUUCAUCAUCUGCAGCUUGCUGGCUCCUCAUAAAGAACUAGUUCUAUAUCACAUCCACGAAGGUGUUGAGAUUCCAGAUUCUCAGGAUAAACAGUUUUCAGGACGAGUCCAGAUUGACAAAGACGUCCUCAGAGAAGGACGAAUCAGACUCCAUGUGUCCAGACUGAGGACUGAAGACUCUGGUCUGUAUCUGUGUGACGUGAAAACUGAACAUGGAUCCAGUAAUGCUGAAUGUCGACUCAACGUUACUGGUCAAGAGAAGGUGGUUGGUGGUCAUGACUUGAUACAUGCAAAGGUGGGAGACGACGUUAUUCUGCCAUGUCAUCUGGAGCCUCCAUUUGACGUGAAGAGUCUAAUAAUCGAAUGGAGAUUCCAGGGUCAAAUAAUACAUUUGCAUCACAGUGGAGCUAAAGAUGAUGUAAUUUCAGACCCAAAGUACCAGGGCAGAACCUCUAUGUUCCAUGAUGAGUUUAAAAAAGGAAACAUUUCCCUCAGAUUGAUCAAAGUAACCAAGGAGGAUGAAGGGAAUUAUACUUGUUUUGUUCCCAAACUGCAAAGUCCAGUCAGGAAGGUGAAAGUUACUCUAAAACUUGAUGAAAAUGGAGCCCAAGGCAACUUGACUGAUACUGGAGGACCUGAUCCUGGAGUUAUUGGUGGUGUUGUUGUUGGUGUUGUUAUUGGAGCACUCAUCAUCCUCGCCUUCAUCACAUACUGUGUUGUACGUCACCUCAUCAUAAUCUAUGUUGUACGUCGCCACAGAGGUAAACAAAUUUUCCAUGCUGGAACAACAAGUCUCAAAAUGAACAAGGGAGAAAUGAUGGAGAUCGCAGAGGAAAUGGCAAACCAAGGAGAUGGAGCUGAAGAAAGACCUUUACAGGACCUGGGAAAAUCAAACCAAAGUGUCUGAAUUCAUCAUCCUGACCUGAAAUCUCCUUCAUAUCACUUGUUGGUAUGAAAACUGUUACAUGUAUAGAACUGUGAAUAAUAAUGAAAAAAACUGUCUGACUUAAACCCAAAAGCAUAUCCUUCAUAUUAGAUCAAAGAUUUAAUAAUCUAUUCUUGAGAUAAAAAAAGGAUGAAGAAUCAUGUAAGUUAAAAAAGAACAUUUUAUGUCUGUAACUGUUUCUGUAGUUUAGAGUCUCUUACUCAGCUUUUGAAAACUGAUUUUUCUUGAAAAGUAUUUUUUAAUAUCUUCAAAAGUUGACAGACUUGAUCCCCAGCUUGUUCCUACAAAAGGUUUUUAAUUUAAUUUCUGUCAGUGAAUCUUAUUUUUAAUGCUCACACUCUUGUUAUGGUCAAAGCCUCGUUACCUCUUAAAUGAGAAGGAUCAAACCACUCACCCAAAUUGUUCUGAAGGCCAUGUUGUAGUUCCUAGCUUCGUCACCAGGUUGCGCGGCCGUCUGUGAGUAGUAGUUCUUUUUCAAACCAAAACAUUGUUUGAGAAGCCGUGCAGGUCAGCGGACGUGAUGUUUGAAGGUGGUUUUGUUAUUUUGUUCGAGUGUGCGUCCAUAUGAAUGGUAGGUUGCAGUGUAACAGACGUAUAACAGCGUUAUAACACAAAUUAUUUACCUUAUCCCUGCAUUUUAUGACAUAGUCGUCAAUUUUUAAAGUAAAAUUUUGGAAUUUAUUUAUUUACUUUGAAUGAAAGUCUUGAAAAAACAUCUGAGAUGUUGAUGCUUUCCAACAUUCAUCAUCCAACACUAAAUACAAACAUAACAAUCU